Penicillium chermesinum is the source of this 1047-nucleotide messenger RNA. RefSeq lists its product as uncharacterized. Lineage: Eukaryota; Fungi; Ascomycota; Eurotiomycetes; Eurotiales; Aspergillaceae. The transcript has 3 exons. The record is from RefSeq and is a predicted model, not a curated record. The coding region runs from base 1 to 1047 and encodes 348 amino acids.
AUGUCUCACAACAUUCUCAUCACAGGCGCAUCGGGAUAUCUGGGCGGCACCCUCCUGGCCCGCUGGGGUGGUGCGGGGCUUCCGGCCUACCAGAAGCUGUUUGCCUUGGUUCGCACGCCCGAACAAGGUGAGGCAGUGAAGCAAUAUGGCGCUGAGCCCCUGGCUUUUAGCCUCAAGAAUGAGGCGGAGAUUAAGUCUGGCAUCGUCGAUAACGAGAUUAGUGUCAUCUUUUUUCUGAUCGAUGCAUUGACGUCAAAAGCUCAGCUGCCAAUGAUCAGAGCUUUGGCAGAGGUCAAGAAACAAACGGGGAAAGACGUCCAUUUUCUGCAUACUUCUGGUGCGAAGAUAUUUAGCAGCCAUGCUGGGCUUCCGCACGAUCGACCCCUGCACGAUGAUGACCCGCAGCUAUACGAUUUCCAGAAGUCAGCAAAGCCUGCGUUUCCUCCCAUGCAAAUGGCGGUUGCAACAAAUAAUGCUGUAAUUGAAACAGCGGAGGCCCAUGGAGUGCGGAGCUACAUUUUUGUGCCUUGUAUUGUGUACGGCCGAGGCGAAGGAUUCGGCAACCCUAUCUCCAUCCAGACUGUGGCCAUCGUCAACGCAGCCAGAAAACUUGAACAGGUGUAUAGACCAGACCAGGAGAUAUAUUCAUGGCCGGUGUGUCAUGUUAUUGACAACACAAGACUCUACCUCGAGAUCAUGCGAAACAUUCUAUCUGGCAAAAAUAUUGCACACGGAAAGAACGGUUAUUACUUGGCUUCCAGUGGGCCCAUCGUGUGGGAUGAUCUUUAUCGCGCAAUGGCCAAAGGGCUUGCUAAGCGUGGGGUCGUGAAAAGCGAUUCCGUUGAGGUAGCUGAUGAUGCCGCUCUGCAAGCAAUGGGCGAGGCUUUAGGGUGCCCCAAGGAAGCGGUAUCGGUACAUCUGGGAGGUAGCUGCACACUGACCCCAAAUAAUGCGUGUAAGAUUGGAUGGGCCCCAGAAUUUGCUGCUCAGCAUGCUCUUGAGGUGGCGGAUGAUGAGGUAGAUUUGAUCUUGAAAUCCUCUAAGUAA